Lentinula edodes (shiitake mushroom) is the source of this 432-nucleotide messenger RNA. RefSeq lists its product as uncharacterized. Gene Ontology annotation, molecular function: proton transmembrane transporter activity. The transcript is spliced from 5 exons. The record is from RefSeq and is a predicted model, not a curated record. Bases 1 to 432 code for a protein of 143 amino acids. Gene Ontology annotation, biological process: proton motive force-driven ATP synthesis. NCBI's taxonomy places the organism in Eukaryota, Fungi, Basidiomycota, Agaricomycetes, Agaricales, Omphalotaceae.
AUGGCUCGGCAGGUGGUUUACUUGCAUUUGCACCUCCCUCGGUAUUGCACUUCUCUUGGUCUAGGAAAGGGUGCAUUCCAGAAUUCCAAAAUCUGCGCACAAACAACCUCUUCAAGCCAACCAACCACUGUCAGCUUCUCCCACUAUUGCUCUGUAUUGAAGAACAAGGCUAUUGUGGACGAGGCUGAGAAACUGCUGAAGGACUUCAAGCCCGUUAACCACAAUGUUAGCAAGCACAUCAAGGUGAUUGUGGCUUUCAAUGCCAAAGCCAUAUUCUCUACUGCAAAGGAGACAGAGGAAAAGAUUGACAUGGAGCUUAGGGAUUUGCAGGCAACGCUGGUGAAUAACAAGGAGGCCCAUCCGUUCCAGAACUUUACGGUCCUGGACACUGGCAAAGCUCACCCUUGUAUCAUUGAGAUGGCGAGACGAUGA